This is a messenger RNA of Erythranthe guttata (spotted monkey flower), 1793 nucleotides long. Its product is annotated as F-box/LRR-repeat protein At4g14103. NCBI's taxonomy places the organism in Eukaryota, Viridiplantae, Streptophyta, Magnoliopsida, Lamiales, Phrymaceae. Gene Ontology annotation, molecular function: protein binding. The record is from RefSeq and is a predicted model, not a curated record.
AUAGGGACCUUCAAGUUAUUUUAGCAUACCUUGGGGUGUAGGGGUAAUUUACCCAAAAAUCAAUUUGGGGUGUAUUUGUAAAUAUGUAAAAUGCUUAAAAUCAAACAUUUCCUUCAAAUUCCUUCUCCGGCCAGAGUAGUCGUUGUCUUCUUCUUCCUCCUCCCAACCUAGAAAUCCCCCCUUUCCAUUUCCCUACAUGGAGGUAGCAAAACAGUACAGCAGAAGGCGGCGCCGGAAUCCCUCAAUUGACAGGCUUAGCGAUUUGCCGGACUCGAUUCUCUGCCACAUUCUCUCUUUUCUCCUAACCAGGAACUCCGUCGCAACCAGUAUUCUAUCUAGAAGGUGGAGGUACCUCUGGUCUUUUGUCCCCAAUUUAGAUUUCGACCUUGAAGUUGAAAGUACCGCCAUAGAUAGGGUUUUACUGCUACAUAAACUGCAAAAAAUCGAUACUUUUCGCAUCACAGAAGGGUAUGGCUACACCGACUGUCAAAUUGAGACAUGGAUUAGGUUUGCAGUUGAGCGCAAUGUGAAAAACCUUGAUCUUCAUUUUGGUUACGAAGGUUGGGUACCUCCUUCACCGAAAUGCCUCCUCACCUGCAAAACCCUAGUUGAUUUGAGGCUGACAAAUUGCACUGUGUUCCCUGUCACUGGUGUCGUGUGUUUGCCUAGCCUCAAGAUGCUUCAUCUGCAGUUUUAUCACGCAUACGAGACCCUUCCGCACCUUCUUUCUGGGUGUCCGGUGCUCGAAAACUUGCUACUCCAAUUAUAUUUUAAUUAUUGUUCUUGUAGAAUAUCUUCACCGACAAUCAAAAGCCUCCGGAUCAAUUUUCAUUACGAUGAAUGUGACAACGAAGACGAGGGGGAAGACAUUUACGACAGGCUGGAGAUAGAUACCCCUGCCCUUGUUUAUCUCGAGUUAAUUGAUAGCUCAAACCAGCAUAUCAAAUGCGGGCCACUGACCUCCUUACUUGGAGCAGAUAUCAAUUUUCACAAUUAUAUCGACAGGGGUUUUCUUCAUUCUCGAGCUUUGGUGGAAUUUAUCGAUAGGCUACAUAACAUCCAAUUCCUGAAAUUAGAUUUGUCACAUUAUUCAGAAGAGAUUGCUCACGCAGCAUUCCCUGCACAGACAACAGCUUUUCGUAACUUAAUCGAACUUGAGUUGACUGCCGAUUGCCUCCUUCUUUGGAAGUUCCUUGAAAAUGCGGAUAAUCUUGAAAUCCUUAUCUUCUCUGAGUGUUGUGAAGAAUUACAAGGCAGGGCAAAACCACCACUACCUGCGCCCAGAUGCAUAUUAUCUCGUCUCAGAAUGAUAAAGAUUGUUAAGAUCAAGGGUAAAAGGCACGAGUUUGGAUAUAUAAAAUAUCUUUUGAGAAAUGCUAAGGUAUUGAAGAGGAUGAAAAUAACAUAUUCCGAACACCUCGAUUCCCAGAAAAUGAUUAAUAUGCUAAAGAAGAUCUCACUUUUUCGACGAGGAUCCAGAGCAUGUAAAGUUGCCUUUGUUGGUGAUCGUUAAGGGACUGAUGCAUAAUUACACAUUGCAAAAUCCCUUUAUCCGUUAAGGUCAUAAUGUUUUAUCCAGAAGAUUUCUUUGAGGAGCUCCGAUACCAGUGCUUGUUUUGUUCAAAUGCAGCCACUUUAGACUAACUUAUAGUUUCCAACGUGAUCUAUUUAUGGGUUGGUUUUAACGAAAGAGGAUUUAAUUUAUCGAACGAGUCUUGAAGUUAAUUACAUUUCCUCCAAUACUACCUCAAUUUUUUUGUAGCAGGAAGUGUGCAAAGAUUGUUGUGGGGCUU